This is a messenger RNA of Oncorhynchus keta (chum salmon), 3319 nucleotides long. Its product is annotated as synapse differentiation-inducing gene protein 1-like. The record is from RefSeq and is a predicted model, not a curated record. Bases 635 to 1483 code for a protein of 282 amino acids. Gene Ontology annotation, cellular component: postsynaptic density membrane; intracellular membrane-bounded organelle; excitatory synapse. The transcript has 4 exons. Gene Ontology annotation, biological process: positive regulation of synapse assembly; synaptic vesicle clustering. NCBI's taxonomy places the organism in Eukaryota, Metazoa, Chordata, Actinopteri, Salmoniformes, Salmonidae.
AAAACAUGUUGAAAUAACUGACAUUCUUUAGGACCAUGGGGUGAACUGUUCCAUUUGACUGGUACCUUCACACUCAUCCAGCACUAGAUUGGUAGCCGGUAAAGUCUGAAAUGCUGCUAUUUGACACUUUUACAUACAAAGCACAGUGCAGCUGCCUUCACUUCACAAGUAAGAACUGUGGUAGCUCUAGCCGGUGGUGUGUGUCUGUCUGUAUGCUGCACGUGGUCCCCGCUGUAUUUUUCCCAUCUGAGCAGAAGACAAAAUGCAACUCCCCCAUUGCAGGCACACAAAAUACAAAUGUCAUUGAUGUUUUUCUUCAGGUUGGACAUCAGACUAUUGAGGCUUUGGUUUAACACUUUUUGUUAGAUUAGGUGGAGACGGAGUCCUGGAUAGAUUUAUAUGGGAAAGCCUGUACAGAAUUCCUACUGAAAGGGAAGGAUCGCUGACGGAUUGUUAAACCCUCGGUCCACUUAUGUUUCCGACGGGAUCUAGUCUACUCGCCGCAGAACGCGCUUUCACGUUGGAAGGAGAGUGCAGCCUACCAUCCCAAUGCCUUCCCCAACCCAAGGCCCCUAUGAGAGAGGCCUUUAAAGAGGAGGGGAUUUGACCAAACAAUCCAGCUCUGUAAGUCGGGAUGGAGGGUGGACAGGGAGCAGGGUCGUGCUCCAGCCAGGCUGUGGAGGCUGAGUACCCCGCCCAGGGGACAAGUUCUCCAGCCAGGGGAGGAGGGGAUGCAGGGCUGGGCUCUUGCAAGCACAACGGACUGAUCAAUACCCACAGCUUGAUGGUGGAGACUAAGGAAGGGCUGGUGUCAGUGUACUCGGGGUCACAAUACCAGGGUCACAUGGUGGUCAACCUAUCCCCCCAGCAGGAGCAGAAUGGCCAGGGAGUGGGCGGAGGAGGGGGACACCCACAGCUGCUCAACCCCAGCGCUCUGCCCCAGGGCAUGGACCCAUGCUUCAGGCCCGACCUGAUCCUGUACUCUGAGAACACGCUGCGGGCCUGGGGGGAUGGAGGAGUCGGGGAUUGCUGUGAGACCACCUUCAUAGAGGACUUGGCAUCCGGUUCCUCUGCCGCCUCCAAGGAUACGCUGAUGUUUGCCGAUGGCAAGUUCCUGGACAUGUCUGUGGAGGAUGCAAAGAUCCAGACCCUGUCCUAUGACGAUGAUGAGUUCCAGGACCUGGAGAGCGAGUACUCGAGCGACUCAGAGAGUGAAGACAACUUUCUCAUGAUGCCACCGAGGGACCACUUGGGCCUGAGCGUCUUCUCCAUGCUGUGUUGCUUCUGGCCCUUGGGGAUCGCUGCCUUCUACCUGUCCCAUGAGACCAACAAGGCGGUGUCUAAGGGGGACUUACACUUGGCCAGCUCCAGCUCCAGACGUGCACUCUUCCUGGCUGUGCUGUCAAUCACCAUCGGCACAGGCAUAUAUGUGGGCGUGGCUGUAGCGCUCAUCGCAUACCUCUCCAAGAACCACCACUUGUAGCCUUGCCCUGCCCCCACUGCACUGUACUGACUGCGCUGGGGGUAUGGUUCACUUGGGGGCAAUUGAACAAUGGAAUAUGGGCCUGCAAACUAUGGGACUAUCAGGAUGGACAGAACCUGGCCAUAUGGUUGACACAAUUCGUGAGCUCUAACAUGAGGUUCUUGAUAUGGAUAAUGGUAUUUUAACGGUCAAGUUAUUCUCUCAUUUUCACCAAGAAAAAAACGGAGACUGUUAGUCGUUCCAUUCACAACUUCUUUUCUAGAUGUUUCAAAUUGGUUUGCGUUUUACCAAGGCAUAACACAGCCUGUGAGAGGUCAAACCAACAUGCACUAAAUAUUACCUGUACCAAGAGCAUAUUGUACGUUUUACGGGGCAUGUUCAAUGCUCAGUUAACGGUGAGCUGUGGAUGUCCAGCUACAUUCACCACACUAACAGUCACAUCUGGCUGCUCCUGUCGUGGAUAAAAUAUGUCACUCAUCCAAACAUUUAACCUGUAUACAUUUAUUCAACGUCACAUUGAAUUGAUCCGUGGAUGUGACACAGUGCAGCUCAACUGGAUCAUUUCUCGGUUGAAUAUUACAAAUUCUAUAAAGUAAUGUGAUGGUUUAUAUACGGUGCCUACAGAAAGUAUUCACACCGCUUGAUUACAGCCUGAAUUUAAAAUGCAUUCAAUUGAGCUUUUCAUUGCCACUGGACUACACACAAUAACCCAUAAUGUCAAAGUGGAAUUAUGUUUUUAGACAUUUUUACAAAUUCAUUCAAACAUUUACAAGCUGAAAUGUCUUCAGUCAAUAAGCAUUCUACCCCUUUUGUUAUGGCAAGCCUAAAUAAGUUGAGUAAAAAUUAUGCUCCCAUAAUAAGUUACAUGGACUGUGUGUGCAAUAAUAGUGUUUAGCAUGAUUUUUGAAUGACUACAUCAUCUCCGUACACCACACGUAAAAUUAUCUAUUGGGGGGGGGGGGCAGACAUUGAAUAUCCCUUUGAGCAUGCUGAAGUUAUUAAUUACACUCUGGAUGGUGUGUCAAUACACCCAGUCACUACAAAGAUACAGGCCUCCUUCCUAACUCAGUUGACAGAGAGGAAGAAAACCUCUCAGGGAUUUCAACAUGAGGCCAAUGGUGACUUCAAAACAGUUAUAGAGUAUAAUGGCUGUGAUAGGAGAAAACUGAGGAUGGAUCAACAACAUUAUAGUUACUCCACAAUACUAACCUGAGUGAAAAGAAGGACGCUUGUGGGGUAUUGUGUGUAAAUGUGUGAGAAAGAAAAUCUAUUGAAUCCAUUUUGAUUUCAGGCUGUGUAGCAACAAAAUGUGGAAUAAGCCGAGGGGUAUAAAUACUUUCUGGAGGCACUGUACAUUAAAGUGACACCACACUCCAAUACAGUAUCUUGGUGGCCCUAUUAUCUCAAGGGAGAACUGAUGUUUCCUCGCAGCACAAUAUUUUUUAACACGUUUCACACCUGAAACGUGGAGCUUUUUUUGUAUCCCUACGACGACAUGCUUUUGUGUUCCGUCCGGGAUAGGAAGUGCACAGGCUGCAGCUCCCCAACAGAACCAGCAUACACAGAGAUACAGUACCUCAAUGUUGAUAGGCACAAAUAAGGGGGGAAAAAGCCGACGGGUCCUUGGAGGCAGAAGCCAUGCUGUAAAUACCUCUAUGCUUUUUUAUUUAUAGACAUACUGGAAUAGAUGUGAUACAUCAUUUUUUUUUGCAAUAUUUUUUUUCUUCUCCUGCUGUAUACUGCUACUAUGUCAACUGUCAAUGUUUUGGAGACUCAUUGGGAGAGUCAGUGUUUGACAUAAAAGUGCUUGCAAAUUAAAUGUAGUGUUAUGUCUGA